ACCGCAAGUAAAGACAAGCUAUUUUAUUUAUGCAGUGUAACCCCGUAAACUUUUUUUUUGUAAAUUUGCCUAGCACCAAUCGUACGGUUUUUGCCACGGAACAAUGUUGCCGCUGACGUUAAGUAAUUAGCAACUUAGACCGAAGAAUUAAACCGGCACGUCCGCAACACCUUUCGGUUUCUCGGAAUCCGUUCUCCCGGAUGAAAGAUGGCUAAAAAUUGGCUUGCUCGGAUGAAGAAAAAGUUCCUUCGGCUUCAUCCGGCGUGGCGUGUGUACGUAAUUUUACUCGUGCUCCUGGUGCUGUACAAUGAGGUGUUGAUUUAUGUGUUGCAAAAGUUCAAGUGGUCAAAUAUCUACUGCAAAGAAUCUGGCUGUGUACGAAUACUACUCGUAGCUGAUCCACAAAUCCUCGGUAAAACGAACAACAGGCAAUUCUACGCCGGCCUUGCAAACUACGAUUCCGAUCGCUACCUGGCUUGGUACUACGAGCAGGCGGUCGAGCACGUCCAACCGGACGUAAUCAUUUUUCUUGGCGAUCUAAUGGACGAAGGAACCGACUCGACGGAGUUGCACUUCGAGGAAUAUUACACGCGCUUCGGGGCGAUUUUUCCCACGCACCCUACGGCAAGGACGAUCUACAUCCCCGGCGACAACGAUAUCGGUGGGGACGGUAGGCAACCGCUUAAUCCGUCGGCCAAGCGUCGCUUUCGGCAAUACUUUUCCGAACGCCCGGCGUGGGUCGUCAAUGACAAUCUGACGAUAUACAAUAUCAACCGUAUCACGCUGGAAAUGACGCUCAAGGACCCACGGAUGGUGGACAGCACGGGUGCGGACGUUUCCGAUCGAUACUUACGUAUCUUCGUUAGCCACAUGCCGGUACUCGACACACCCUCGACGUUCACAUCUACGGCCAUUCGCAACCUGAAACCGAACGUAAUCUUCUCGGCACAUUUGCACGUGUCGCAGUACGCUCGCAUACACCGGAGCCGGGUGAAAAUGGUCAACUACCGGCCGCUGAGCCAGGACAAGCGGACGGCCUACAAGGUGCAUUCUUUCGAUCUGAGCUACCAUCAGGACACGCAGGAGCUGCUGGAAAUCAUCGUUCCGACCUGUUCCUAUCGAAUGAGCGUUCCGGACAUUGGCUAUGGUUACGCGGUUAUUGAUGGUACCACGCUCAAGUAUACUGUGUUGUGGACGACACGGCGAUUCUAUCAACUGAUCUCGUACUUGGUUGCGUUUGUAAUCACGGUAGGGCUGUGUCUUGCAUUUGGCCUUUACAAAUUCAUGCGCAAGCACUGCACCUGCCAGCCGAAAUAUAACCGUUUGCCGAUGUGACACUUAGCCAGAUGAUUUAGCUAGAUUUUUCUGUUUUAUGCGGUUAUAGUACUUAAGGCUUGUGGCUUGCAAUUCAAGCGCAGGAAUAAUAAAUAAAUGAUGGCUGUUAAGCAAUGA
This is a messenger RNA of Anopheles coustani, 1452 nucleotides long. RefSeq lists its product as uncharacterized. Lineage: Eukaryota; Metazoa; Arthropoda; Insecta; Diptera; Culicidae. The record is from RefSeq and is a predicted model, not a curated record. The transcript is spliced from 3 exons. Gene Ontology annotation, molecular function: hydrolase activity. The coding region runs from base 208 to 1335 and encodes 375 amino acids. Gene Ontology annotation, biological process: GPI anchor biosynthetic process. Gene Ontology annotation, cellular component: endoplasmic reticulum.